AUGAACCAGCUACCAUCAACAACCUACAAAUACAAUAAAGUUGACUGUCACAAAAUUUUCUACAACUUUAAUCCAGGAUUAUCAUGUGAAGACCCAGGUUUUCAGUUUUCGAAACCAAAAUGUAAACUUUCAAAAGUGGAAAUAUGCUCUGAACUCACUGCAAACUGCUCCAACUGGCUCAUUGAACCAGCUCCAUUCCACUCAAUGGUCCAGGAUUUUAAAAUGUUUUGUGGUUCGAAGGCAUAUGAUGCUGCAUGGGUUGCAACUAUUCAGUUCAUUGGUGUUCUUAUCGGAGCAAUCACUUAUGGUCAUCUGGGUGAUCACUUCGGAAGAAAACCUGUUUCUUUCUUCGGAAUUGCUGUUGGAAUCUCGUUUGGAGUGGCGUCAGGAUUUGCACCAUCUUGGGAACUGUUCGCUGCUUUCCGUUUUGUUGUUGGUACCUCGAUUGCCUCGAUUCUCAUUGUCUUCUAUGCAUAUAUUCUGGAAUUUAUUGAGCCAGAGCAGAGAGUUUUCUUGAGAUCUUUCUUCAACUGGGGAUACGCUCGCCUCGUCUUCACCUUGGUCUGUUUCAUAUGCGGAUACUGGAGAUCUGCUGCAAUCGCCACCUCUCUUCUUGCUCUUCCGAUUCUCCCCGUGCUCUUGAUUCUCCCAGAAUCCCCGAAAUGGUACUACACUAAAAAACGAUUCCGAGAUGCCAAGGCUGCAGAUAAACGUGUCGCGUGGCUCUCCGGUAUCCCAUAUGAUAACGAUGAGAAUGAAAAAGUGGAAAUAUCUGAGAAAUUAGAGAAAAAAGACACUAGAAUCUACACAAUGAGAGAUCUUUUCACUUCUUGGCCGAUUGCAUACCGAACUAUUGUAGUGGGAUCUCUGUGGUUUUCAACAAGUUUAUCCGCAUUUGGAUCUGAUUUGAACUCCGGAAAUUUGGCUGGUAACUUCUAUUUGAGUCAAUUUGUUUCAGGUGGUGUCACUGCUUUUGCGAAGAUUUUUGUAUUCCUCCUGGACACCUACGUUCCCUCAUUCGACCGACGACGCCUUCAUCAGUAUCCUCAAAUUGCAAUGAUUAUUUGUUACGCUGCAAUCAUGGUUCUAAUGAUUCUACCCGAAGCGGAUUGUGGCAGUCAGGGAUCUAGGGAUUUGGCUAUAAUCAUUAUCAACAUCAUCGGAGUCUCAUUCAUCGAAAUCACUUGGGAUGCUUGUUAUCUUGUAGCCGUUGAGUGUUUUCCGACAAAAAUCAGAACUAUAGGCAUCGGUACAUGUUCUCUGCUCGCCAGAACAGGUGCUCUCCUUGCUCCUCAAAUGGCAUAUCUCUCUGAUAUCUACCGCCCGAUUCCGUAUGCAAUCGUCUGCUCAAUUGGUACUAUUUCUCUUCUUAUCUCUUGUUUCUUCCUCCCAGAUACAAAAGGAGUUGACCUAGCUGCUUUGGAUCCAACAGAAGAGUUAGAUUAUAAUCGAAAGAAAAGUGUGACUGAGAAUAUUGUGAUACAGAGGAGAAUGACUGGAAUCAUGGCUGCGCCGAGGUUGACGCUUGUUGAAAAUAGUAGUAAUAAUAAUAGUGAUGCAUAA
Molecule: messenger RNA, 1563 nt
Organism: Caenorhabditis remanei
Lineage: Eukaryota; Metazoa; Nematoda; Chromadorea; Rhabditida; Rhabditidae
Exons: 9
Coding region: 1-1563 (520 amino acids)
Biological process (GO): transmembrane transport
Cellular component (GO): membrane
Molecular function (GO): transmembrane transporter activity
Source: RefSeq, a predicted model, not a curated record